Molecule: messenger RNA, 2684 nt
Organism: Quercus robur (English oak)
Lineage: Eukaryota; Viridiplantae; Streptophyta; Magnoliopsida; Fagales; Fagaceae
Product: glycerophosphodiester phosphodiesterase GDPDL3-like
Exons: 9
Biological process (GO): lipid metabolic process
Molecular function (GO): glycerophosphodiester phosphodiesterase activity
Source: RefSeq, a predicted model, not a curated record
UAUGUCAGCUCAGCCCGUAAAAGCAAUAGAGUUCAGAGCUCAACUCUCUCUCUUUCUCUCUCUCUCUCUCUUACAAGUAGUACUGAAUCUGAAUUCAUUUUCCGAGAAAACUUGAUCGCCGGAAGUUCCGUACUGAGUCUCCGACGACUAACUGUAUUGUUUUUUCCGGCAAUGUAUAACUCACGCGCUCAAACUCUCUUUCUGCUUCUACUUCUUCACUCGGUGCUGCUAGCACCUCUGGUCUCUGCUCAGGGAUCUAAAUGGUCUACACUUAGCGGUAAGCCGCCUAAGGUCAUUGCAAAUGGUGGAUUUUCAGGGAUUUUUCCUAGUUCUACUUCAUAUGCAUAUAAUUUGGCAUUGCUGGUUAGUGUACCCGAUGUGGUCUUGUGGUGUGAUGUUCAAUUAACAAAGGAUGGAGUUGGGAUUUGUGCGCCAGAUCUCCUGCUAAGUAACAGUUCUGACAUUAUGGAUAUUUUCAAAAAAAGGAAUAAGGCUUACCUGGUUAAUGGGGUCCCUACCAAAGGAUGGUUUUCUGUGGAUUUCACCUUCAAGGAGCUAUCGACUAUUGCCUUAACUCAAGGAGUCUAUUCUCGAACUAAUAAGUUUGAUGGCAAUGGCUUCCUAAUUCUCAAAGUUCAAGAUGUGGCUUCAACAUAUAAGCCACCAGGUUUCUGGUUGAACGUUCAGCAUGAUCAAUUCUUCACGCAACACAAUUUGAGCAUGAGAAGCUAUGUAAUUUCUGUAUCAAAAUCUGUAAUUGUUAAUUAUAUUUCAUCACCAGAGGUUGGUUUCCUAAAAAGUAUUACGGCACGAUUUAAUCCAAAAACGACAAAACUGGUCUUCCGGUUUCUAGGACAAGAUGAGACUGAGCCUUCAACCAACCAGACUUAUGGUUCUCUCUUAAAGAAUCUUACAUUUGUCAAGACGUUCGCCUCUGGAAUUAUGGUUCCCAAGUCUUACAUAUGGCCUGUAGAUGCAAAUAAUUAUUUACUACCUCAUAUGUCUGUUGUUUUGGAUGCUCAUAAAGUAGGGCUAGAGGUUUUUGCAUCAGAUUUUUCAAAUGAUGUUCCAUUUAGCUUCAAUUAUAGUUACGAUCCUGUAACUGAGUUCUUGAAUUACGUCGACAAUGGCAUCUUCUCUGUUGAUGGUGUGCUGACCGACUUCCCAAUUACUCCAUCAGAGGCUAUAGAUUGCUUUGCUCAUCUAGGUCAAAAUGCUUCAGCACAAGCAAAAGCUUUGGUCAUCUCUAAAUAUGGAGCAAGUGGAGAUUACCCUGGUUGUACGGACUUAGCAUAUAUGAAAGCUAUUAAUGAUCAAGUAGAUAUACUUGACUGUCCUGUUCAAUUGGCAAAGGAUGGGACUCCAUUUUGCUUAAGCUCAAUAAAUCUGAUAGAUAGCACAACAGUUGCUCAAUCAAUUUUCAGCAACCUUACAAAAAGCAUUCCAGCUAUCAAGUCUGGCAGUGGAAUAUUUACCUUUAGCCUGACAUGGAGUCAGAUUCAAUCUUUGACACCGUCCAUAGCAAACCCCUAUGCAGGCUACAGAUUGUUCCGGAAUCCAAAGUACAAAAAUGCUGGAAGAUAUCUAACAUUGGCUGACUUUUUGACCUUGUCAAAGAAAGCUAGCUCUCUUACUGGUGUCUUGAUCAGCAUAGAGAAUGCGGCCUACCUUGCAGGAGAGCAGGGAUUAGAUGUAAUCAAGGCAGUGAAAGAUGCAUUGAGUAAAGCUAGUUAUGAUAAUCAGGUAGCACUAAGAGUCAUGAUUCAGUCCACUAACAGCUCAGUUCUCCAGCAAUUCAAGGACAAAACGAAUUAUGAGCUUGUAUACAAGGUUGACGAGAAUAUUCGUGAUGCCGCAAACUCAGCCGUUGGGGAUAUUAAAAAGUUUGCUCAUGCUGUGGUUGUCAGCAAGACCUCUGUCUUUCCUGAAAAUAAUGCAUUCCUUACUGGUGUUACUGAUACUGUAUCGAAGCUAAAAUCAUUUAAACUCCCUGUUUAUGUUGAAACCUUCAGCAAUGAGUUUGUGUCUCAAGCAUGGGACUUCUUCUCAGAUGCAACUGUGGAGAUCAACUCAUAUGUCACGGGAGCCAGUGUUGACGGUGUCAUCACUGACUACCCCAAGACAGCUGCCAGAUACAAAAGGAAUCCAUGUUUAUUGGGCAAAAACACACCUCCUUAUAUGUCCUCUGUUCAAGCUGGGAGUCUCAUGCAAUUCAUUACUUCUGACUACAUGCCACCAGCUGAGGCUCCGUUCCCUGUCCUGAAUGAAAGUGAUGUGAUGGAGCCACCUAUACCACCUGUUUCAGCGACGACAGCACCAACUUCCAGCCCAGGUGGUGUAAAUACAACAAUUGCUCCAACUCAACGGAAUGGGCAGUCUAAAAUUGCUUCAUGCUUCUUCCUUUCAUAUCUUGCAAUGCUCCUUUCUGCUCUUUUUCUAGUUUGAAAAUUGUUCCAUGAUCACCCUUCUUAGCUGCAUGGCAACAAGGUUCCAAAUUUUUCCUAAACAGCAGUGAAUUCUUUCUUCUUUUUUGAACAUUGUAGGUAUGUUCAUUCUUCCCCAUGUAAUUUGAGAAUACAAAUUCUUGAGAGAUAGAUCCUAGAUGUGAUGAUGGAUUUAUUCUGAGUAUGCAAUUUGUAUUUCUGUUUUGUUGUAAAAUAUACACAAUUAUUCUUUGGUGUGCA